Molecule: messenger RNA, 1023 nt
Organism: Vitis vinifera (wine grape)
Lineage: Eukaryota; Viridiplantae; Streptophyta; Magnoliopsida; Vitales; Vitaceae
Product: ankyrin repeat-containing protein BDA1
Exons: 2
Coding region: 40-1023 (327 amino acids)
Molecular function (GO): protein binding
Source: RefSeq, a predicted model, not a curated record
CUGUGGAAAAAUAUCCCCCGUAGUUGCCUCUAUGAUUUAAUGCUAAAAUCUGGCAAUCAAGGAAGGAAGACUGGGAGAGGAAAAAUGGAAAGGAAAUAUGAGGAAAGAGCAGAAGAGGAGGAGAGCGUAGUGGGAAGAGAGAGAAGGCUGUAUGAAGCAUCAAUAACCGGAAGUGUGAAUUCCUUGAAGCAGUUGAUGGCAAAAGACCCACUCACUCUUGCUCGAGCUGCAGUCACAUGCUUUAAUGAGACUCCACUCCACGUAGCCGCCAUGCUCGGUCACCUCGACUUCGCAAGCUAUCUUCUUACUCACAAACCAGACAUGACCAUGGCCCUGGAUUUGCGGGGGCGUUCGCCUCUACACUUGGCUUCUGCCAAUGGCUAUGUUGAGAUGGUUAACAUACUGCUGUCCGCCAAUCCUGACGCUUGUCUCAUCCGUGAUGAGGAUGGAAGAACGCCCCUCCAUCUGGCUGUAAUGAAAGGCGAAGUUGAGGUCACAAGGAUGCUGGUUGGGGCUCGACCACAAGUGACUCGUUACAAAUUGGAUCAAGGCGAGACCAUUCUGCAUUCCGCUGUGAAACAAAACCGUUUAGGAGCGCUGAAGCUGCUAGUUGAAUUGGCAGGAGAGGACGUGGAGUUUGUGAAUUCCAAAGAUGAUUAUGGCAACACCGUUUUACAUACCGCUACAGCCUUGAAACAGUAUGAGACAGCAAAAUAUCUGGUGGAGAGACCUGAAAUGGAAGUAAAUGCAGUGAAUGGAAAUGGCUUCACAGCCUUAGAUAUCAUACAACAUAUGCCGAGAGACUUGAAAGGUAUGGAGAUCCGAGAAUCUCUAGCUAAAGCUGGAGCUUUAAGUUCCAGAAACUUGCCUGCGUUACCAGGCAUAGGUCACGAAUUCAUGGGAGAAAGUGGCAUAACCAUGGUGAUUGAGAACCCCCAAACACCACCACCACCAGUAGCUGCAGUUCUCACAGAAGCAAAAGCACACCGUGAGAUGAAAAUACGUGAAAAUAAGAAAGAUUAA